Molecule: messenger RNA, 6135 nt
Organism: Limulus polyphemus (Atlantic horseshoe crab)
Lineage: Eukaryota; Metazoa; Arthropoda; Merostomata; Xiphosura; Limulidae
Product: ubiquitin carboxyl-terminal hydrolase 10-like
Exons: 15
Coding region: 165-3044 (959 amino acids)
Biological process (GO): protein deubiquitination; regulation of autophagy; DNA damage response, signal transduction by p53 class mediator
Cellular component (GO): cytosol; nucleus
Molecular function (GO): cysteine-type deubiquitinase activity; cysteine-type endopeptidase activity
Source: RefSeq, a predicted model, not a curated record
CUACUCGCCAUCUUGAUGUAGAAGCAUGUCGGCUUGUAUUGCUUACAUGAGGCGUAUGUCAGGGAUACUGAAAAUAGACAACUUGAAACUAGAAUUUUAUUAUUUUGGGAUAUAACAUACUUUGGCCUGUAAACUGAAUAAUUGUGAAUCCAUGGAAUGAUAAAAUGGAGUUUCAGGACUUGGAGUUUCUGGAUCUAUCCAACAUACCUGAAAAUGAAGCAAAACAGAUCCAUCUUCUGCUUCAUCCUCCUGAUGGUACAUACAAUGUAGAGCUACCAUGGGUUAAACAUGCAACUACCAUAUCUCCAAGAGAAAUACACAGUUCAGUACAGCUUCAAAAAAUAAAAGAUCACAACAUUGAUGAGGCGACACUACCAACCAUAGCCCCUCUUAACCCACCACCAGCUGUUCUGAGUAAUCCUCCAGUUGUUCCUCCACACUUUGUCUCUUCAAGUGGAGCUACAGCUUUGCCUCAUCUAGCUGGAAGUCAGGCUUUUCCUUUCAUACCUCGCUCUUAUCCUCUGCUUCCUCAUCGUUUUCCACAUUCAAGCCCAUCUGUCUUUACUGGUAGUGUUUCUCAGCAAGAAGUGACAGUUGUUCAUCAGAGCUCACUCCCACCUGCUUUUCCUUCUCAUGCUACUAAUAGAGAAUAUAUUUCUGUUUCAAAUGAAGACUCUGAAAACAUCAUAAAUGUCCAGAAAAAAGGGGAUGUUACUGCUAACAAUCAGGUUUUACAAAAUGACAAAAAAAAUAGUUCUGAUUACUGUAGCUCUGUUGAUGAGGCAAAAACACAACGAUCGGGUCAUCAAGGAAUAAAUAAGGAAGAAUCUUUACCUACAGGAAUACCAAGUGUGGUUCCAGUGCCUUUUACUGUGCCCCCUAACAGUUUUCCUGUCACUACUGGCACCAUACCUGUGGCAGCAGCUGCUACAAGAUACCCACCGGGUAUAGCUCCUGUUCACUAUCAACCUCAGGGGCCUUCUGCACCAGUGUUAUAUGCAGUUCCAUUUAUAUCUUCUGCUUACCCUGGGUUUAUUCACCCUCAAACAUCUCCAGUUAUUAGUGAACAUCAUGGACAAGAGGAUGGGCAUACUAGUGAUAAAAAUGGUGCAAGGAUGAGUUCAACUGUUCAGUCUGUUGCUGGAGAACAUCAUGAAUUGUAUGUUACCCCAACUUGUAAUUCAAAUGAUUCGAAACUUACAAUGACGUGUGUUACUUAUUCUCAACAGUCCCAAACUAAUACCUAUCAAACCAUACAUUCAGGUGAAGUGCAGAAAAGUCAAAUUAUUCCAGAAUUCAAACUUGAAUUUUCUUCUGACAGUAACAAUGAAGUUCAAAAAACUUCAUCAGCAACAAUGAUACCUGAGAAUUCAAAUGCCAAUGAAAUGAUUAGUAAACAACCAUUUCUUUAUAAACAAACAUCUAACGAUGAAUAUUUAUGUUCAGGUCACCCUCACAUUACACCUGUGGACAAAGAUAAUUCCUCAGAGAAACAUAGUGAAUCUAGUGAUGUUUCUUCAGAUUGUUUAGUGACAGGAGCACAAACUAAGAUACCAAUAAUUGUAAAAAGGGACUGCUCAAGCAGCGAACCUGUUUUAUCACCUACUCAAGUAGACACUAACAGUGAUUUAGCUGGAAAAGUUAAAAAUACUAAUGUUUGGCAGCGUAGAUCAGGAGCAGACUUGUUUAAAGAUCAGCACUUAAGUCAGACUCUUCCUCAGGAAAGUGAUAAAAUCUCAUUUCCUACAGUUUCUUCUACUAAAGUCCCAGAAAUAGUAGAAAAUGAAGAGUUGGAAGAUGGAAAAGAAUAUAAGAUUGUGAAAGCUGAGGAAGAUUUAUUAGCUGUGAAGCUAGUUAAAAUUUUUGAGAAUACACAACUGAACCAUACCACUCUAUUCUUACAACCUCGUGGACUUAUCAACCAGAGUAAUUGGUGCUACAUUAAUGCAACUUUGCAAGCUCUCCUGGUGUGUCCUCCAUUUUAUAAUUUGCUGAACAAGUUAACUGGUGUCCUGGGACAGAAUCGCACAAAGUCAUCAACUCCUAUUUUAGACAGUUUAGUGGAAUUCAUGCAAGAAUUUCCAACUGUGCCGCUUGUUGGCAGGAACAAGAGAAAAGAAGAUUUGGCUAUUGGAACUUCUUUUGAGCCUGGAAAUGUUUAUAAAAUGUUAAAUGUGAUCAAGUCGGAAUGUGUGAAGGGUCGUCAGGAAGAUGCUGAAGAAUUUCUGAGUUGCAUUUUAAAUGGGCUUCAUGAAGAAAUGCUAGCCAUUUUGAAAACUGUUAGGAGACAUGAAGAGAAUCCUGCUUGGAAAGAAGAAUUAGCUGCCAAUGGGCAUUUAGAUGACAAUGGGGAAGAAGGUUGGCAGGUGAUGGGACCAAAAAAUAAAAGCAUAGUUACUAGAUCUGCAAGCUUCUCUCGCUCUCCAAUUUCUGACAUAUUUGGUGGUCAGAUGCGGUCAGUUCUUACAGCAGGAAAUGAGUCCUCAGCUUUUCUACAACCAUUUUUUACACUACAGCUUGAUAUACAGUCAGAACAGGUUGACUCUGUGCUUGCAGCAUUAGAACAUCUUACAAGCAAGGAACCUGUUCAGGGUUAUACUUGUGCUAAAACAAAACAAGAGGUUGAAGCAUCGAGAAGAAUCACUUUAGAGGAACUCCCUUUGGUCCUAGUUCUUCAUUUUAAAAGAUUUGUUUAUGAUAAGGAUGGAGGUUCCAAGAAAGUAGUCAAAUGUACAGAAUACUCAGUCACGUUAGAGCUGUCAAGAGACCUAUUGUCUCAAGAAGUACGAAGCAAAUACAGCCAUAAAUCACUCCGCUCUUACAAACUGUUUGCAGUGGUAUAUCAUGAAGGAAAGGAAGCAGUCAAGGGCCAUUAUAUAACAGAUGUAUAUCAUGCUGGUAGUGGUGGAUGGCUACGCUGUGAUGACCGCACCAUAACUCCAAUUACAGAGACACAGCUUCUUCGUUACAGUCCACCCAGAGUUCCUUACCUUCUCUUUUAUCGACGUCUAGACACCAUACAGCCUGGUGUCUUGUUGAAAUGAAACGUUCUUUGUUUCUGUCUUCCUGUCUGUAGUCCAUACUGUACUGGUAAAGUUUAUUUAAUAUGAAGCCAUAGAAAAUUUAUGUUGUUGCAGUUUAUCUUUGUGUGUAUGUGGUUGUGCAGCAGUUGUUGUUGUUUGUUUACAUGUCAUCAAGCUUCAGAACAUUACUAGCAAUUCCUUGAAUGAUAUUGCCAUUUAGGUGACUGGUGGUGGUUUUGUACAUGUUAGAAAAAUUUUGACAAACAGUGUUUUACAUGAUCUGAAGUACAAUUCUAUUCUCCAUUUCUGUCUUCAUAACUAGGCCUACAUAAGAAAAAUGGCAUCAGAGAAGACAAAACUGCAAGUGUUUGAAGCUCAUUUUACCAAGUGUUAAAAGUUCAUAUAAAAGACUAGCCUGUAAUGGUCGUGUAAAGUUAUAUGCAUAUUUAAUAACAUACUGUACAUGAAUAGGCAUUGAUAGAACUGAGUUCAGUUGUUUUUAAUUUGUAAGCAUGUGAGGUACGGUUUGUUCAUAUUUAACAUUUGUAACUCUUUCUCCUUCUGUACCAAAAUGCUUAUUUACUGUUUAGCUUAUAUUCAGAAAGGAGUAUAACAUACCUUUUUGUGUCUUACUGUAUUCAAAGAUUCUGAAGAUGUUUACAAAAGGAAAAGAAAUGGGUGUAUUAGUUUCAUUGAAAAUGCUGAUUAUAUUUAUCUAUUCAAAACAAUAUAACAAUUUCAAGUAAUUCCUCUUUAAAAUGAUUGUGCUUUUUCUUAGUUUGAAAAAGUUUCUGAUCAACCCAUGUUGAGAUGAACAUAAAAAAAUCAACCUUUUGCUAUGCGAUUAUCAUUAACUUUGAUUGGAUUAUUUAUUUCAUUUAAAAAAAAAGAACUUUUUACAUAAUUAAUGAGUUGUUCAAUGCUGUAGAAAUAAUUUUCUUUCUUUGAGCAGGCUAGAAGUAUAUUGACAGCUGUAUUUUUAAUGAAUCACUACCGCUCUGGACAUGAAGGAAAAUAACUACCAUUUUUUCAUUUUCCUCAUAAUAACUGCAAUACACAAUAAUUUAGACAUAUCCUGAUCAUUGCAUUAUUACCUAAAUGUUCUAGCUCUUUAUAAGUUUGAUAUUGUAAAAUUGUGUAAUAAUUUCACUUAUUUUUUACUGCAGCUAUUACUAAUGAUUUUUACUGUUGCUAUGUCUACAUCAUGUUGAGAAACCUAUGGUUGUUUUUAAUCAUUCACUUGUUUAUCAUUCAAGUUUAUGUUGUGGGAUCUUUUUUAUUACCUUAAAAAUAUCUUUUGCAAACUUCCUUUGUACUACAGGAUAUAUGUGCUAUAAAAUGUAAAAUAAACAUCAGUUCUUAGGCACAAUACAUUUGGAUAUAUUCCACAGAAGGAGCUCUAUAUAAUAAGUACUUACAUUGAGGUUACAAUUGCUUUUAAAACAUUUAACUUGAAAAAUAUGGAAUUUAUAAAGUAACAUAAAUAAUUUCUCAUCUGUAGGUGCAUUACUGUUUCUAAAAUGAAAUUUCAUCAGCAAAAUGCUUACUUAUUUUUAAAAGAAUUUCAAUCAAAAAUUGAUCUUCUUCAGACGUGAAAGUGAAAUACUACUUUUUAAGAAUAUUAUAUAAUCUUUGUGAGAACAAUGGUAUGUGUUGUGACUAUACAAAUGUAAAACAUUAAACAAAUGCAAAUAUAUCUCUUGUGCUCUACCUAAAUGAAUACCCUACCUCUUAGGUGUCACUGGCAGAUGUCAAAUGCUCAACAGCUAGUACUAUAACUUUGUUAUAACAUAGUUAAUUUUUUUCACCUGUGAUAUUUUUAAAGAGGUGGUGCAGAUCAUUAUUAGGUCAGUGUAAUAUGGUUUUUGUCAUGAAACAUUUUUGAAUUGAAUUACCACAGACACAUAAAACUUGUUACUCUAUUCUAAAUGAACCAGUAGCUACCAUUCAAAACUUCCAGUCUUUGUAUUUUAUUUUUGUGUCUAUAAAACAUUUGAACAGGUUUCUACAAAAAAGUCAUAUUAAUCAUUAACAAAACUACAUGGGCAAAAUUACUUUUGUGGUUUCAACUGUUCAUUGAGCCAUAAAACAAAACAUUUUUCUUAGUUGGAUUUUUUUUUAUUUUGUCUGGAAACAAAAUAUUCUAAUAUUUAAUUACAUUAACCAAAUUUGAAAUAUCACUAUAGCAAGUUAUUUCUAAAGGAAUAGUUGUAGCAAGCAUGUGUAACAUUGUGCUCUGCAAGUUUUAUUUAUGUGUUAACUGCUAGCUGCAGACUCGAUUAUAUAAGUAUUUCUACUUCUUGAAAUAGUGUGGUUCUUUGUUGUUUCUGAUUUUACUUUUUACAUGUUAUAUAUUUAGUUUUCUUGGAUUUUCACACAUUUUAUUGUAUCUUGUCUUUUGAUGAUGAACUGUAUUAUAACAUAUUUUACUGCAAAUAUGAUUGCUGUUUUUUGUUUCUCAAUUAAAAGCAGAAAGCAAAUAGAAAGAAAUGAAUUAUAGAUUACUCACAUCUGUAAAUUUAUACUUGACAUUGUGAAGUGUAAAAUUUUCAAAAACUCAAACAAAUUGAGAAUUGAAAUUCCAAUACUUAACUUUUCAAAGGCUUUAAGCGUUAUUAUUUAAAAGGUUUUUAUAAUAUGAUUUUCAAGUAAAAUAUGCACUUAUGAUUUCAAUAUAUUGGAAGGAAAAAGUAGCACCACACUUGUUUAAAGUAGCUUAAUUUUGACCUGUUACCAAAGAACCCUUUGUGGUAUAUGGAAGUCUAAACACCACAAUACGCAUAUUUCAAAUACUUAAACUAAGUUGAUGACAACAGUUUAAAGAUUAUUCUAAAAACUGAAAGACAAAACAUAAACCAGCUUAAAUGAUGUUUAAAGCAGUGAAAAUAAAUUUUAAACAAUGUGACAUAUUUCUGUCAUAUUGCUUAUUUUUCCCUCAUUGUUGGUUGCAAUCUUCGUUAUUUACGACGUGAGUUGGAAACCUGUGCCUUUGGAAGCUGUUUUUAUCUGGCAUUGUUGUGGGUGUAGGUUUUCUUUAGAGAAUUUUUAAUGAUGUGUUUGUGGAGAAUUUUGGGGUUCAAAUCAUUGAAAUAAAAAUGUUUCCAAAAUAGUA